UCCCGUAGUCCGGGCGCAUGCGUGCACUGCAAAUCUCUCAAGGUCAGAUGCCAGUUCUCUCCGGGGGAGACGCGAUGCAAUAGGUGCAUCGCCGGAAACCAUGAAUGUGUUAGUCGCACUCGGAAGAAGCGUAAAGCAGCGCCAACACAUGAUGAUCUCCGCGCCAGGGCGCGACAGCAGGAUUUGCAGAUUCAAUCACUGUUGGCGAAGUUUGAUGAAUUACAUACUGAUGCCAAAGUAAACAAAUGGGCUGAACAGUCCAGGGAGCUCGAGAAGCGCAGAGGCGGAGAGAUUGCUGACCGCGCCCGCGUUUACAGCACGCCCCGCAGCAGUACUUAUCUGCCACCGCUACUAUUCGUCUCACAUAGGGCCUCUAGACGUCGACCUCUCUCGUCUGAUUCUUUUCAGCCUUUCUUUUCACUUUUGGACGGCGAACUACACUGCCCACAAAGGUUGAUAUGGAGGAGCCCCCUGUUGUUCACAGUAAUAUGUGCUUGCGCUGCACGUCAUUACAAUCGCCAAGGGCUAUGGGCCCUCGCGAUGGACAUAGCACGCGAUGCAGCAGCGGAAGCCUUGAUCAUGGAACCAGUGAAUGUCGAAACAGUCCAAUCGCUGCUCAUUCUAGCCGUUUAUCCUGUGCCCAAAAAGAAUUGGCUAGAGGAUAGGAGCUGGCUAUUCAUGGGCGCUGCUAUCCGAAUGGCUCAGGAAAUUGGACUCGACAAACCUCAGGAUAGCACCGACAUACGAGAAAACCUCAAUCGCACCCGUACGUGGAUUAACGCCUGCUGCGUUGACGGCUCGCAUGCGACACAGUUUGGUAAGAUGCCGAUGAUCAAGUACGACGACUAUGUUGUCAGAACAAGUGCUCGCACAUGGUACAUGUCGCUUGACGGCUCACCUUACGAUAUCGGACUUUGCGCGUAUGCCGAAUUGCUUCUGGCCAUGCUGAAGUUUCGCCGUACCGUCGGCCCCAUGGACACCCUACCUGGUAGAUUCCGCGAAGGUUUUGAUGUUGGCGCGCAUUGCAUACAAUUCGAUAAGGAAUUUACAGAAUUGGUCGAGUUCUGGAAUGAUAGACUCGCUGCUGACCCGAAUGUGAAGAUCUGCAAGUAUAUGAUUGCGUCCUACCUCCGCCUGGUCAUUCUAUCGGUCGGUUUUCAAUAUCGUCUCAAGCAAGGGUUAUCACGCGAGGAUUACAUCUUGAACCAGGCAUCCGCUCAACAUGUCAUCCAGAUUGUACUGGAUUCGUUGUAUCCAUCGGGGCUGCUAAGCUGGGCUAUGGAAGCCAACUUCUUAUAUAUGGCAUUCUGUGCAGGUUUCCUGCUCAAUCUUUUUCGUCCUAGGCUCUUGCCUCUCCUCGACGCUUCACAGUGUCGAGACAUCGUCAAGUUAGUCAAACGGCUCAUUGUGAUCCUUGGUUCGAAUGUUGUUGCUCUGGACGGACGACACUCGCCCGCGCUCUAUUCCAAGUUUCUCAGAAACCUAUUUGAAAAAUACUACACCCCGGCGUUGCGAGAACAGAUCGACGCUGUGGAGUCUCCGCCGCAGCACUCAGGCGACGAAGAUCAAUACUACCCUGAGACGCACUCAUGGCCCGACGUACCAUCGCACGAGCCGGCCUCUGGCCCGCAUCCAGAUAGCCAAUUCGGCGGGCGGGGGUCGCCAGUCGUGCAGGAACAAGCCGGAGACAACGAAAUGGACUUCAGCCUUUCGCACUUUGUAUCGAGCGCUCUUCCACUCGCCAAUACGACGGAGCCGGGACCCAUCUGGGAAAUGCACACUGGGUUCGCAUCUCCCGCAGGCAUGUACGCCCAAUACUCUGCGGACGUGAUGCAGCAGUGGCAGUAUCCAUUUAAUCACACAGCUAUGUUAGACAUGGCAUCCACGUAG
Messenger RNA from Phanerochaete carnosa HHB-10118-sp, 1890 nucleotides. RefSeq lists its product as uncharacterized. Gene Ontology annotation, molecular function: DNA-binding transcription factor activity, RNA polymerase II-specific; zinc ion binding; transcription cis-regulatory region binding. Lineage: Eukaryota; Fungi; Basidiomycota; Agaricomycetes; Polyporales; Phanerochaetaceae. The transcript has 11 exons. The annotation marks the transcript as partial. Gene Ontology annotation, cellular component: nucleus. The record is from RefSeq and is a predicted model, not a curated record. Gene Ontology annotation, biological process: DNA-templated transcription; regulation of DNA-templated transcription.